AUGCCUUACGAAUUAUGUGAUAAAUUAUCCAAAUAUAUAGGCUUUGAGCCUGAAGAGAUCCGUCUCCCAAUUACGGAUGAAGAUAAACAGCUUUUUCGGGAAUUAAUAGCAGAUCAGGAGGAGAUGGUCGAUAUUGUAAUGGAUGAGUAUCGAUUUUUACUUCAUCGUAGACAUAACUAUAAGGGUGGGAAAUUAAUUCAUAUACUAUGGUUAUCAAAGUGUACUGAAAAAGAUGCUGAGAAAGUAUUGAUAGAGGUACCUCCAUCGAAAAUAUUAUCAGGAAAAAUUCUAACUCAUAUCAAAAAAAGAUUCAAAGACCUCCCACUUGCGUCGAUAUUAAUGGUCGGAGAUGGACAGAUCCAAUACUUUGAUAUGAAUAAUUGA
This is a messenger RNA of Paraglomus occultum, 384 nucleotides long. The record is from the annotation of a GenBank genome assembly. NCBI's taxonomy places the organism in Eukaryota, Fungi, Glomeromycota, Glomeromycetes, Paraglomerales, Paraglomeraceae.